Messenger RNA from Gryllus bimaculatus (two-spotted cricket), 282 nucleotides. The record is from the annotation of a GenBank genome assembly. Lineage: Eukaryota; Metazoa; Arthropoda; Insecta; Orthoptera; Gryllidae.
AUGGUGUGGCGACAACCUACAGACCACAGUACUGACUGCUACUCCUGUUCUGUGAUUGUGAAGGGAUUUAACGGCUCGGCCCAGUCCACGGUGGCGGAAGUGACGCUGCCGCCGCGCUUCCUGUCGCGAGGACAGACCUUCCGGGUGGUGGCGGGCGACACGCUCGUGUUGCCCUGCGAGGUCGAGGACCUGGGUGAGUCGCGCGCCUGCGCACAUGGCCUUCUUUCUUUCUUCGCUCGGCGCCAGUGGAGCUUUGCCUGCGGAUGGGCAAAGAAAAAAUAA